GAGUGCGCUGCGGCUUCCGAAGGCGUACUGACUUCAGGGUGCAUAGAGCGAUGUUCACAGUGAAACCUGGUGGCAGUGGUUUCACUGCAUGCGUGCAAUCUGCUCGCUCACGUCUGAUGUAUUUCCGAGGUGGGCGUAGCUGCGUUUGAGGCGUACUAACGGAAAUGUUCCGGCGUAUAAAUAGGGGUGAACUCCUGCAUUUUGGACCGUCGUCGGUGUCUUGCGCAUUCUAACACCCCGUGCUUUCAUACAAAGUCGACCGAAGAAGCAUCAAAGAUGUGGCGCCUUUCUCUCAUACUCUUGGUUGCAAUUGCCGCUGCCGUAGUGGUCAGCGCUGACAGGAGACUGCCCAAGUUCAAUUUCCGUCCGAGGCCUAGCCGCUUCCGCUAUGACGUAAACGUUGGUGCAGGGGGUCGCAAUCUGCGCAACUUCGAAGGUGGCGCAGAAGUGCGCGGCGAAUACGACGUCUAUCGCGCACAGAACGGUGCCAAGGUGGUCGUCGGUGGAGGCGUCUCGCAGGAUGUGCUGCGCCAACAAGGAAAGACCUACAAGGGCAAGCCGGACGCCAACGUCGGCAUCGGAGUUGAAAUACCCAUCGGGAAAUGAAACACAUAUUAUGUCCUUGUAUUUAAUUAAAAACAACGCCAGUGCACCAAACGUACUGCUGUGUUAAGCUAUAGUAUUCUUACGUUGUGUGUCAUAAACAGAGCUCAUA
Molecule: messenger RNA, 715 nt
Organism: Rhipicephalus microplus (southern cattle tick)
Lineage: Eukaryota; Metazoa; Arthropoda; Arachnida; Ixodida; Ixodidae
Source: RefSeq, a predicted model, not a curated record